Molecule: messenger RNA, 3060 nt
Organism: Plasmodium reichenowi
Lineage: Eukaryota; Apicomplexa; Aconoidasida; Haemosporida; Plasmodiidae
Product: tRNA methyltransferase, putative
Exons: 1
Coding region: 1-3060 (1019 amino acids)
Source: RefSeq, a predicted model, not a curated record
AUGUUUUUUUAUUGUUGCACAUUUUAUUUUAUUUCUUUAUUUUUUUUAUACAUAUCUUCAUUUUGUAAAUCUACCAAGGUGACACAGCUUUAUGAUAAAAAGAUAAAAAUAAAAAGUUUUAUAAAUAAUUAUUUAGUUUCAUGUAGAAAAAAAAAAUAUAUAUAUAAUAAUGUAGAUGAUAAGAACAAUAUAGGUACCUUUAACCUUUAUCAUAAUAUAAGGGAUAAUAAUAAUAAUAAUAAUAAUAAUAAUAAUAAUAAUAAUAAUUUGAACAAAAGGAACGAUACAUUAUUUGCUUUAUCUAAUAAAAACAAUAUAGUUGAUGUUGAGAAGAUUUACGAUGAAGUAAAUAAUUUAAAAGAUAAAGAGCAAAAAAUAAAUUAUCUUAUGGAACAAUGUAGUUCAUUAUGUAAGAAAAAUUAUUUCCCUCCCAUUGUAAAUUUGAACAAGGCUUAUAAGAAUAAAAGGAUAGAUGAAUUUAAUAAGGGUAAUAAAAAUUUCUAUAUUAAUGAAGUGGGAAAAAAUAUAUUGUAUAAGUAUGUUAAUAGGUGUGAUGAAAUAUUAUUUAUGGCUAUAGAUAUACAAAUUAAUGAAGACGAACAAAGAAACAAUAGUAUAAAGGAUGUAAUAGAUGUUCAUGAUGAUAAUAUAAAGACAUGUGCCCUUAUAAAGGAUGAGAAACAUUUUGAAAAGUAUAAAGCUAUACAUAAUGAUAAUAUCAUAAAGAAUAUUCUACCCCUUGAUAAAAAAAUCGAUUCUAUUAAAAAUAUGUUAAACCAUAAAUAUAUGAAAAAGAAAAAAUGCAUUAUUACCAUUGAUGCUUAUAGUGAUAAUUUAAUAUUGUAUUGUUUUCUUUAUUUAAUUUUAAAACAUAUAAAUAAAAUGUGUUUAUAUUCUUUUAUGAAUAUACAAUUAAAAGAAAUAACUGUCAAAUUAAAAGAAGUUUUUGAUUUACAUUUUAAUGUACAUCAUAUCAUUGAUUAUAUACACGAAUAUAUAUACAACUUUUUAAUGUGUUAUCAUGUCAAAAGGAAUAAAAAUAAAAGUAAAAACAUGAAAGAGAAAGAUAUAAAAAAUGUGUUUUCUAAAAAUGAAAUGAUAUCUGAUGAGGAUAACAAACUUAUUUCUAAGGAGUCUUCUGAUAUGUACACGAAAACAACAAGAAGAAAAAAAAAAAAAAAAAAAAAUACCAUGAAAUUAUUUAUAUAUCCAAGAAUAGCACAUAUGCUAAGCGGAGGUGUGGAUUCUUUAAUGGCUUUACAUUUGUUAGAGAAAAAAAAAUUUUAUGUUGAUAAUUAUUUUUUUAAUUUUACAAAUGCAGAUUGUAGUAAGAAUGACGUAAAAUAUGUAAAGGAUAUAUGUAAAAAUAAGAAAAGAAAUUUAUUUAUUAUUAAUAUUAAUGAUGAAUAUUUUGAUGAAGUGCUCGUACCAAUGUUAUUUUUUUAUGCAGAUGGGAAAGUACCAAAUCCUGAUAUUAUGUGUAAUCAAAAAAUUAAAUAUAAUUUUUUUUUAAAAGUUAUAAAAAGUAUAUAUAAACAAAAAUUUAAUUAUGGAACCAAAUCAAAAUUGUGUAAUUAUAAUUAUAUAUCAACUGGUCAUUAUGCUAUGAUAAGAACGAAUGAUAAAAAUAAUCCAAACAAUAUAUUUAAUAAUAAUUUAUUUAUAAAAAAAAAAAAAAUAAAAAAAAAAAAAAAUAAUAAAAAAAAUAAUAAUAAUAAUAAUAAUAUAUAUACAUAUAUAUACAAUUUACAUAAUGAUAACAUAAAAACUAAUUAUAAAAAGAAUAACAAAUAUUUCUAUAAAUUAUUAGUUAGUAAUGAUAAAAAAAAAGAUCAAACCUUUUUCUUAUCCUCCUUUAAUCACAUACAACUUUCUAAAUUCAUAUUCCCUUUAUGCUUAUAUAAAAAAACGGAUGUGAAGAAAUAUAUGAAUGAAAAGAAUAUAAACAAUUAUAAUCAUAAAGAAACCAAAGGUCUUUGUUUAUUUGGUAACAUAGAUAUGCAGUCCUUGUUACAGAAAUAUUUUGUAAACAGUGAAAAGGAUGAUAUUAGAAAUAAACAAAAUGAAGAUAAUAUAUUUAAGGAAAACAAUAUUAUUAAUUUAAAUAAUAAUUUGAAUCAAAAUGAAAAAAAAAAACUUCUAGUAGAUAUAACAACAACAUCAUCUCACCUAAAAAAAUUUAGAGAAACAUUCAUACAAAAAAUGGAUCUUCAGUAUAAAAAUUAUCUCAUCAAUUUAGAUGAUCAAACUAUCUUGGAUAUAAAUUCAGAUAUACAUCUAUAUGCUAUUGGUCAACAUAAAAAUGUAACCAAUUAUCUUCAUAAUUUAUAUAAUAAAAAAAUGGUAAAUAUUCAUGGACACAAAAAGAAACAUAUAAAAAAUGUAAUUUCUUCUUUUCAAUGGAUUGUAGUAUAUAAAAAAAUAAAAAGAGAUGUGUCUACAAAUCUUAUUCAUAAUUUUAUAUAUCUUACUAAAAAUUAUGACCAAGAUUUAUUUACACAUAUACGAACAAAAUGUAAAUUGCACAAUAUAAAAUGGAUAGAGGGCAAAUUACCUGCAUGUAUAAAAAAGCAAUUUAAAAAAAAUAAAACAAUAAAUAAAACAAUAAAUAAAACAAUAAAUAAUAAAUAUAAAACUAGUGAAACAUUUAAUGUUUAUAAUAAUAUUCAAGAGAGUGCAAAAAAAAAGAAAGUCAAAAAUAUUCCCCUUGAUGAAAAAACAAUUUUUGUUAAAAUUAGAAAUAGUGAACAAAUAAAAAAAGCAAAAAUUAUGUUUUCUUCAUCAAAUAAUACAGCAUAUUUAAAAGUGAAACAAAAAGAUAACGGUUUUUCACCAGGACAAAUUAUCACCUUAUAUUUUCCUUUUAUUAUCAAAAACAAUAAUAAAGUAACAUAUAUUACAAAUUUAAACAAAUAUAACAAUCCUAUAAAUACAAAUAAAAAUACAAUUUAUUAUCAUUGUCUAGGUUCAGCAACAAUAAGUAAUCAAUUUCUUGAUUAUAAUUUGUACCAACAUAUAAAAAAUAUUCACCAGAUAAAUGAUUUAAGCAUGAGCAAAUAA